Messenger RNA from Neohortaea acidophila, 1863 nucleotides. RefSeq lists its product as uncharacterized. Gene Ontology annotation, cellular component: actin cortical patch; Rvs161p-Rvs167p complex; mating projection tip. NCBI's taxonomy places the organism in Eukaryota, Fungi, Ascomycota, Dothideomycetes, Mycosphaerellales, Teratosphaeriaceae. The record is from RefSeq and is a predicted model, not a curated record. Bases 251 to 1834 code for a protein of 527 amino acids. The transcript is spliced from 2 exons. Gene Ontology annotation, biological process: endocytosis; plasma membrane tubulation; actin cortical patch localization. Gene Ontology annotation, molecular function: protein binding; lipid binding.
ACGCGCGGGAAGUGGCGCACGCAACUCCGCCUUAAUGCCUGAAACUGCGGCGACUUUCCACCACCUCCAACACAUCUCUCCCUUCGUCUAACCCACCCACAAAUCCACCCAUUCAUCCCUUCCUGGCCAGCGUACGCAUCGUUCAUCUUCGCCACUCGAUCAACAGGUUGUGCUCGUCGAUUGGACAGCGUUGGUUGAGCAUCUUGGCCAUUCACCGCCUCUCGUCCUUGCCCACCCCUCGACCUCCAAGAUGAAGAGCGUACAGAGGAAUUUCGGGCGGAUUAUGAAGAGGUCGGCCAACGAGGCUGACGUGGCUUCGGUGAUAGCGGACUUCAAGGCUGUGGAUGACAUGUUGGAGAGGUUGAUCAAAGACCUUAUAAUCUGGCGCAAUGCGUGGGAAGACAUCUUCAAGUUCCAGUACGAUACCGCCGAAGCCUUCGCCGUCCUCUACAAGCCCAUCGAAGCGACGGGCGAGACAACGGAACGCCGACACCGCGACGAGCAGACGCCUGACAACUACCUGCAGAAAUGUUUGGGCUUGCAGAAGGAGUACUCCGAGGAGAGGGCAGAGCUGGCGCAAGAGAUCGAGACCAUCUCCUACAAACUCAUUCGGCCGGCAGAGGAGGCCAAACAACGCACCACGCUCUUGCACAAGACCCUGAAGCACCGAGACAACAUGAAGCUCGACUACGAGCGAUACCUCAGCCGCGUGGAGCACACUCGCAAGAAAGACAAUCGAUCGGCAAAGGACGAGGCGAAUCUGCAGAGCCAAGAAGCCAGUCUUGCCCAGUCGAAAAUCGACUACCAGUCUGCCGAUGACCAUGUCAGGCAAACCUUCCCCGACGUGACCGCCGGUGUGUUGAGCCUGCUUCCGCCCCUGCUCGAGCAGCAAGUGCGCGUGCACACUACCCUUGUCGGCCAGCUGUACACCUACCUCGACGAGUAUACGCGGAAGUACGGCUUUGCCAAUCCCGCUCCGUCAGACUCGGAAAUCGUCCGCACAUUCGAGAGCGAGUUCACCGCCUUCCGAAAGGAGCUCGAGAGCGGCAUCACGGUGAUUGCGCGGGGCAAGACUCCUCACAUGUCGAUGAGCCUACCAGCAGAUAAAGACAAAGGUACUGUCACCGGGCUUGGGCUCAGAAAUAAGGUCACGGGCUUGCACACGGGCUUGCAAAGUAGUUUGCACAAGAAGGACACAAAGCCCGCCGGUCUGCCUAGUAGCAGCGGCCUCUCCAGCAGUCCUCACGACGCGCCCGACGCCGCCAGCGAACAGGACGAACUGGCCCCUCCCAGACCACCUCGACCCGGCCGAACACCUUCACCACUCUCCUCCUCGGGCGUCCCCACAAUGAACAAACUCCGCAUGCCAUCCAGCUCCUCCAUCCCCACCAACGGAACCCACGACAUCAAAUCCCCACCGCCCUACGACUACAAAACUACAGCCGCGACGCCGCCCUCACGCUACCAAACCCCCGCCAACGGCGCCUCACCCCUCCCCACCCCUCAAUCCGGCCUCGGAGGCAACGACUACUUCUCCAAUGCGGCCAACAGCCGCCGCCCCUCUGCAAACUCCAUCGCGUCGAGCGCCGCCUCCAUCGCCGCCGCGAAGAAGAAGCCCCCGCCGCCGGUGCCUGCGAAGCGACUGCCUAGCGUGCAAUCGCAAUUCGUGACGGCGCUGUAUGAUUUUGAGGGGCAGAGCGCGGGAGACCUGACAUUUAGAGAAGGUGAUAGAAUUCGGGUGGUCAAGAAGACGGACAGCCAGGAAGACUGGUGGGAUGGAGAGCUGAAGGGCCGCACCGGUGCCUUUCCGGCGAACUACGUGAAGAUUGGUUGAAGGUCACACGGAACGAGUGAGAUGAUAGA